CAAACGCACGCCAGAAGUGCAAAGUUUGUCCACAGCACACGUUCAAACCUGUCCAGCUGCGGCGCUGUCCAUUGUCCGUCAUUCACAAGUGGUCACAGUAAUCAUUUCCAAUGCUCGUGUGUGCGUGCGUAUGUGCAUUAUCCUCUUUGUCGUGCUCCAGGGGCCAGCAUCUCUCUCUCGCUCCGGUGCUGUAACGUUACACGCACACAUUGAAGCGCGCUGGACUUGAAUCUUUUUGCCCUGGCCCGAACGCGCAGAGCAAAACCUUCUCCAGUAACAAGACGACACAGAUACACAGCCACACACAGGCACACACGAAGUUAACCCCACAAAAGGGAGAGAGUGAGAGCAGCCAAGGAAGAGAAGCGCAUAAGCCCAGCAUAAGCAUAGAGCAGCAGUUAGCAGCAGCAAGUCCGCCAGCGGCCAUCGCUGUUUGCGAACGCGAACGGCCCCCCAAAAUCGCAAAAUCGCCUCCCCGAGAGCAGUGCGUGUGUGUGUGUGUGUGUUUAUAACGUCAUAAACAAAAAAAAAACAGCAAAAACUCUAAAAAGUGACUAAAACGUGCGUUUUGUGUGACAAACUGUGGUGUGAAAAACACGGGUGGACAUUACUUGCACGAACGUCUGCCUGUCUGGGUGUGUGUGUGUCCGGGCAGUGGUGUGCCACACCACACACACACACACACGCACGCCCGUCCGCCCGCCCUGUGGAGUUGGCCUUCUCUCCAGUGCGUAUGGUGGUGUGCCGGACCGGAAGCCAAGAGAACGAGAGAGAGCAGUAGCAGCAGCAGCAACACCCGGCACGCGGCAGAUUUGUGGGUGGCGGCGGGCAGGGGUGCAGUGGGUGCUGGAACAUCCCCCCCCCCCCAUGGGCAGGAAAGGAGCGAUGAAGGCCUAGCACACAUACACACCACACACCCACACACCGGGUUUUUGUGUCCGGGGCUCCGUUUCUGGUCGGGCCGAAGAGCCGCUGCAACGAUUGCAUCUUGUCCACCACCUUGCCCCCCCCCGGCCAACGAAAGCGAGCAUAGCAAUGGAGCGGUUCCAGCGCACCGGCACCGCGCUCCUCAUCCUCAUCAGCGUACUGUGCGCCCAACCGCAAGCCAAUCACAAUGUCCCGUCGAAGGGCAGCAACGCCACAGACCUUAGCAGUCGACUAGUUAGUCAAAUAGUUUUUAAUUCUACCCUCAACCACCUGGCGGUGGACAGAAGCACCGGAAGUGUUUACGUGGGAGCGGUGAACAAGCUGUACCAGAUAUCGAACGAACUGAACAUCCUGACGGUCGUGACGACCGGGCCGCAGAACGACUCGUACCAGUGCACGAUCCUGGAGUGUCCGGGCGGGGCGGUGAAGACGCCGAUGGACAACGUCAACAAGAUGCUGCUGAUCGACAGCAACGCGAAGAACCUGAUCGUGUGCGGGUCGCUGUUCCAGGGCAUCUGCCACAUCCGCAACCUGCACAACAUCAGCAUCGUGGAGCAGGAGGUGCUGGAGGCGGUGGUCGCGAACACGGCGAACGCGAGCACGGUCGCGUUCAUCGCGCCCGGGCCGCCGCUCGCGUCCGCGGAGAACAACGUGCUGUACGUGGCGGUCACGUUCACCGGCAACUCGCCGUACCGCAGCGAAAUACCGGCGGUGUCGUCGCGCAGCCUCGCCCGGGACCGGCUGUUCCAGCUGGCGGCGAGUGCGGUCACCACCGGGACGCGCCUGUUCGUCAACAACUACGCGCGCGAAACGUACAUCAUCAACUACGUGUACGGGUUCAGCUCGGAGCGGUUCUCCUACUUCCUCACCACGCAGUACAAGAGCAGCUCGCACUACGCGUCGAAGGAGCGCAUCACGAAGCUGGUGCGCAUCUGCCAGGACGACUCGCACUACCAUUCGUACACGGAGAUCCCGGUGGACUGCACGAGCAAGGACGGCACCAAGUUCAAGACGGUGAGCGCGGCGUACGUCGGCAAGCCGGGCCACGAGCUCGCCCAAAGCCUCGAGAUCACCACGAACGACGACGUGCUGUUCGCGGUGUUCGAUGCGCCGACCGCGAACAAGUCCGCCCUGUGCGUGUACUCGCUGAAGGCGAUCCGGAAGAAGUUCAUGCACAACAUCAAGAAGUGCUACAACGGGGAGGGGCUGCGCGGGCUGGACUACAUCUCGCAGAACAUGCCGUGCAUCGCGACCAAGCUGCAGACGAUCGGGGAGGAUUUCUGCGGGCUGGACGUGAACUCGCCACUGGGCGGCGAGCAGGCGGUCGCGUCCCUCGCCGUCAUCCUGUCGGAGGAGCGCAUGACGUCGGUGGCGGUGACGGCCACGUCCAACUUUACCGUCGUGUUCAUCGGCACCGAGACGGGCCAGCUGAAGAAGAUCGUGAUGGAGUCGUCCACCUCCGCGAUGCAGUACGCGAUGAUGAACGUCGAUCUCGGAUCGCCGAUCCAGCCGGACAUGUACCUCGAUCCGGAGCACGACGACCUGUACCUGAUGUCGCUGUACAAGCUGUUCAAGAUCCGCAUCUACGACUGCUCGGUGUACACCACGUGCCACGCCUGCCUGUCGGCGAAGGACCCGUUCUGCGGCUGGUGCUCGCUGGAGAACAAGUGCAGCCGGCGGUACGAGUGCCAGGACAGCUCGAAGGAUCCGCUGUCGUGGCUGAGCUACAAGUCCGGCAAGUGCACGACGAUCACGAGCGUGACGCCGCACCAGCUGCAGCGCACGACCGCCCGCACGCUCGAGCUGAUCAUCGAGAACCUGCCGAACCUGAAGGAGCCGCUCGUGUGCGCGUUCACGUUCGCCAGCAUGGAGAAGCCGAUCAUCACGAACGCGACCAAGAAGCGCAACGGCGUGAACUGUACGACCCCGCGGACGGACCUGCUGCCGCAGAUUGGAUACGGCGAAAACCACUUUAACGCGACACUGUCAAUCAAAACGUCCCAGGGGCCGGACAUCGUGUCGACCACGUUCACCUUCUUCGACUGCAGCACCCACCUGUCCUGCACGCAGUGCGUGUCGUCCAAGUUCCCGUGCGACUGGUGCGUGGAGGCGCACCGCUGCACGCACGAUACGGCGGAAAACUGCCGCAACGAUAUCCUGGUGACGGGCAUUAGCCGCAUCGGGCCGAGCUACCGGUCCGGGCCGGGCUUCUGCCCGACCAUCAACGUCACCGGCGAUGGGUCGGAGAUCCUCGUGCCGGCCGGCUCGAAAAAGUCCGUCCGGGUGAAGGUGCACAUCAUCGGGCAGUUCAUCGUGCAGACCCGCUUCGUCUGCCAGUUCAACGUGGAGGGCCGGGUGACGAGCGUCAACGCGCAGCUGCUGGGCGACACGAUCUACUGCGACGAGAUGGAGUUCACGUACACGGCCAAGACGUCCAAGCUGAACGCCACGUUUGCGGUCAUCUGGGGCGGCUCGAAACCGCUGGACAACCCGAACAACAUUCACGUCGUGAUCUACCGCUGCCGGGACAUGUCGGACAGCUGCGGCGUGUGUCUGGCGCUCGAGGAGAAGUACAAGUGCGGCUGGUGCUCGUCCUCCAACACGUGCGAGGUGGAGGACCAGUGCGGCAUCUCGGGCAAGGUCGAGGGCCAGAACAAAACCGACUGGCUGAACAAUCAGCAGACCUGCCCGAACCCGGAAAUCCACUCGUUCGACCCGAAGACGGGCCCGUGGGAGGGCGGCACCAACAUCACGAUACGCGGCAUCAAUCUGGGCAAAAAGUUCGAGGACGUGUACGGGGGCAUCAAGAUCGCCGGCAUCGACUGCAUGCCGUUCCGCGAGCUGUACGUGCAGACGAAGGAGAUCGUGUGCAGCGUGGACGGGCCGGGCGUCAAGUCGCACCGAUCGGGCCGGGUCGUGGUGCAGAUAUCGGACUUCCGCGGAGAGUCGGCGAACGAUUUCGAGUUCGUCGAUCCGGAGAUCGAAAACUUCGAGCCGAAGCACGGGCCGAUCUCGGGCGGCACCACGAUCAAGAUUAUGGGCCGCUACCUGAACACGGGCAGCCGGGUACGCGCUUUCCUCGAGCAGCACCCGUGCGAGAUACUGAGCACGAACGAUCGGGAGGCGACCUGCCGGACGACGGCGGUGCCGAGCCCGAUGCAGGGCAAGCUGAAGAUGGUGUUCGACAAUGGGGUGCGCGAGCUGAACGGCGACCUGUUCGAGUACGUGCCGGAUCCGUGGAUCGAGCUGGUGUCGUCCGGCGAGAGCAAAACGGCUAAAGGAAUUCCGGCCGGCGGCAUCAAGAUGGCGGUGCACGGUCGCAACUUUGGCUCGAUACAGCGGCCCCAGAUCUACGUGUACUACAACGGGCAGAUAUCGCUGAACGAGUGCAACAUCAUCAACCCGCAGCUGAUGGAGUGCUACUCGCCCAAGAUCGACCUGCAGGACGAGGACCCGUUCGGCGACUCGGACGAUCCGAUCAACCUCGAGUACGGCUUCAUCAUGAACGACGUGAUGAGCGUGCGCAACCUGUCCUCCCAGUGGGGCAGCUACUUCGAGCUGUACCCGAACCCGACCUACCAGCCGUUCGACGAGGUGAAGUACUUCAACAGCGAGUACCUGAACAUCAACGGGCGCAACAUCGACCGGGCGUGCAAGUACAGCGACGUGGUGGUGAAGAUCGGGGACAACGCGAUCUGCAACAUUACGUCGAUGUCGCGCCAGCAGGUCACCUGCCUGCCGCCGAAGAACCCGGACGCGAAGAAGGUGCACGUGAAGGUGAUCGUGGGCAACUCGCUGCAGUUCGACAUCGGCUACAUGGUGUACACGUCCGCGGGCAUACUGCCUAGCUUCAGCAGCAAGGCGGUCACGCUCGGCGUGGUCGUCGCGAUCGCGCUCUUCUUCUUCGUGAUCGUCGCGCUGGUGAUUGCGUACCGCAAGAAGACGAGCGAGAACAACCGCGUGCUGAAGAACAUGCAGGAGCAGAUGGACAUACUGGAGCUGCGGGUCGCGGCUGAGUGCAAGGAAGCGUUCGCGGAGCUGCAGACGGAGAUGACCGAUCUGGGCGGCGACAUUACGUCCGGCGGCAUACCGUACCUGGACUACCGGACGUACGCGAUGAAGAUCCUGUUCCCGAACCACGACGACCACGUGGUGCUGCAGUGGGAGAAGCCGGAGCUGCUGCGCAAGGAGAAGGGCCUGCGGCUGUUCGGCCAGCUGGUGAUGAACAAAACCUUCCUGCUGCUGUUCAUCCGGACGCUCGAGAGCAAUCGGUACUUCUCGAUGCGCGAGCGCGUCAACGUGGCCUCGCUGAUCAUGGUGACGCUCCAGAGCAAGCUGGAGUACUGCACCGACAUCCUGAAGACGCUGCUGGCCGAGCUGAUCGAGAAGUGCAUCGAUGGCAAGUCGCACCCGAAGCUGCUGCUGCGCCGCACCGAGUCGGUCGCGGAGAAGAUGCUGUCCGCCUGGUUCACCUUUCUGCUGUACAAGUUCCUGAAGGAGUGCGCCGGCGAACCGCUGUACAUGCUGUUCCGCGCGGUCAAGGGCCAGAUCGACAAGGGGCCGGUCGACGCGAUCACGCACGAGGCGCGCUACUCGCUCAGCGAGGAGAAGCUCAUCCGGCAGAUGAUCGAGUUCAAGGUGAUCACCGUGUACGCGAGCAUCACGCAGCCGCCGAUCCUGUGCAACAACAUCGAGAUGAUACCGACCAACACAGAGAACAUUCCGGUGAAGGUGCUCGACUGCGACAGCAUCGGGCAGGUGAAGGAGAAGUGUCUCGACACGAUCUACAAGGCGAUCCCGUGGAGCCAGCGGCCCCGCAAGGAGGAUCUCGAUCUCGAGUGGCGCACGGGCGCGUCCGGCCGCCUCAUCCUGUACGACGAGGACUCGACCUCGAAGACGGACGGCGAGUGGAAGAAGCUGAACACGCUGCACCACUACCGCGUGAGCGAGGGCUCCUGCCUCAGCCUGGUGCCGAAGGAGAGCUCGAUCUACAACAUCACGCUGCUCGGCGAGAAGUACUCGGAGAAGAUCCACAAGUACGAAACACUAAACAUAUCGAAGUUCGUGUCGCCGUCGCCCCCGUUCAGCCGCGCCGGCAGCCCGAUGAACGUGGACCUGCAGGAGAACAGCCUCAAGUACUGGCACCUGGUGAAGCACCACGACAGCGACGGCUCCAAGGAGGGCGAGCGCGUCAACAAGAUGGUUUCGGAGAUCUACCUAACGCGACUGUUAGCCACCAAGGGUACACUCCAGAAGUUUGUCGACGACCUGUUCGAAACCAUCUUCAGUACCGCGCACCGUGGCUCCGCACUGCCCUUAGCAAUAAAGUAUAUGUUUGAUUUUCUAGAUGAUCAAGCACUUUUACAUGGUAUUACCGACCCGGAGGUUGUGCACACCUGGAAAAGUAACAGUUUACCGUUACGAUUCUGGGUAAAUCUGAUAAAGAAUCCUAACUUUGUGUUUGACAUUCAUAAGUCCAACAUCGUGGACUCUUGCCUUUCGGUUGUGGCUCAAACCUUCAUGGACUCGUGUUCGACGUCGGAUCACAGGCUAGGGAAGGAUUCACCUAGCUCCAAACUGCUCUACGCCAAGGACAUUCCCUCGUACCGCGAAUGGGUGGAGCGCUACUAUAACGACAUCCGGGACAUGCCGGCAAUCUCCGACCAGGACAUGAACGCCAUGCUCGCGGAGGAGUCCAGGGUGAGUUUGCACACGACCGAAUUUAAUACCAACUGCGCGCUACACGAGCUUUAUCAGUACGCAGUGAAAUACAACGAGCAACUGACUGUCACGCUGGAGGAGGACGAGUUUUCGCAGAAGCAGCGGCUGGCGUUCAAGCUGGAGCAGGUCCACAGUAUCAUGUCUGCGGAGUAAGUGUGUGUGUGUGUGUAUGUGUGUGUGUAUUGUUUUUGCACGUCCGCGGGCUCGUGGCGCGUCGGUAAGUGCGAAGACAAAAUAAUAUAUGUAUAGAUGGUAAGCUACCUGUAUUGAUUUUUUUUUUGUGAAAAAAGGGCGCAUCGUUCAGAAACUACACAAGCGAGAGAGAGAGAGACAGACAGACAUUCAUAAAAGCAACAAACACACGAAACAAAAACAAAAAAAAAUAUUGUAUGCGAUAUUCAUGUUGUGAGCCCUGGGGGAUAAAAAUGUGAAAAAGAAACAGGGGUAAGGGGUAGAUACAAAACACGCAGGCACACACAGUCUUGCUGCAACAAACUAGCACACAAAGAUACACCCGGAACAGUAACACAAAACAUUCAAAAGACUUCAAAAAAAAAAAAAAAAAACGCGAAGAACAAAUUCACAAAUUCAAACACUAAUAUUGAUGUGCGGCGAGCGAAGAAGAAACACAAGCGUAUAGGAAAAAAAAAACACGACACAAAACAAAGCAAAUCACACACA
Messenger RNA from Anopheles arabiensis, 7329 nucleotides. It is a transcript of the gene PlexA, whose product is annotated as plexin-A2. Gene Ontology annotation, biological process: motor neuron axon guidance; regulation of GTPase activity; semaphorin-plexin signaling pathway involved in axon guidance. The transcript is spliced from 10 exons. Gene Ontology annotation, molecular function: protein binding; semaphorin receptor activity. Gene Ontology annotation, cellular component: semaphorin receptor complex. Lineage: Eukaryota; Metazoa; Arthropoda; Insecta; Diptera; Culicidae. The record is from RefSeq and is a predicted model, not a curated record. The coding region runs from base 1036 to 6801 and encodes 1921 amino acids.